CAGACAUCUGCUCCUCACAUGAAUGCACUCACCUCCUAGAGACCAGGCUGCCAUCAUGCUCUGGAAGCUCGUGGAGAAUGUCAAGUACGAAGAUAUCUAUGAGGACCGUCACGAUGGCGUCCCGAGCCACAGCUCGCGGCUCUCCCAGCUGGGUUCGGUGUCCCAGGGACCCUACUCGAGCGCCCCGCCGCUGUCCCACACCCCGUCGUCGGACUUCCAGCCGCCCUACUUCCCGCCCCCUUACCAGCCGCUCCCCUACCACCAGAGCCAGGACCCCUACUCCCACGUCAACGACCCCUACUCCCUGAACCCCUUGCACCAGCCCCAGCAGCACCCCUGGGGGCAACGGCAGCGGCAAGAAGUGGGCUCGGAAGCCGGCUCCCUGCUGCCCCAGCCCCGGGCCGCCCUGCCCCAGCUCUCAGGCCUCGAUCCCCGGAGGGACUACCACUCGGUGCGCCGGCCGGACGUGCUGCUGCACUCGGCGCACCACGGCCUGGACGCGGGCAUGGGGGACAGCCUCUCGCUGCACGGCCUGGGCCACCCCGGCAUGGAGGAUGUUCAGUCAGUUGAAGAUGCCAAUAACAGCGGCAUGAAUCUAUUGGACCAGUCUGUCAUUAAGAAAGUUCCGGUUCCUCCCAAAUCUGUGACUUCUCUGAUGAUGAAUAAAGAUGGCUUCCUGGGAGGGAUGUCCGUCAACACAGGCGAGGUGUUUUGCUCAGUCCCGGGCCGCUUGUCUCUGCUUAGUUCAACUUCAAAAUACAAAGUAACUGUGGGGGAAGUUCAGAGACGGCUCUCGCCUCCCGAAUGCCUCAAUGCUUCUCUCCUCGGUGGCGUCCUCAGAAGAGCCAAAUCGAAAAAUGGGGGGAGAUCUUUGCGAGAAAGGCUAGAAAAAAUCGGUUUGAAUUUACCGGCGGGCAGGCGCAAAGCGGCAAAUGUCACGUUACUCACCUCCCUGGUGGAAGGGGAAGCUGUUCACUUAGCUCGGGAUUUUGGGUACAUUUGCGAAACAGAGUUUCCUGCCAAAGCUGUUUCUGAAUAUUUAAACCGACAGCACACGGACCCCAGCGACCUGCACUCUCGAAAGAAUAUGCUGCUGGCAACCAAGCAACUUUGUAAAGAAUUUACGGAUCUGCUGGCACAGGACCGGACACCGAUCGGGAACAGCCGGCCCAGCCCUAUUCUGGAGCCGGGGAUCCAGAGCUGCCUCACGCACUUCAGCCUCAUCACGCACGGCUUUGGGGCCCCAGCCAUUUGCGCGGCGCUCACUGCUCUGCAGAACUAUCUCACCGAGGCGCUCAAAGGCAUGGACAAGAUGUUCUUGAACAACACCACUACUAACAGGCACACGUCUGGGGAAGGCCCAGGUAGUAAAACUGGCGACAAGGAGGAGAAACACAGGAAAUGAAAAGAGUUUAAAAAAAAAAAAAAAAGAAAAGAGUGUUUUAAAUACAAAAGGAAAACAGAAAAAAUAAUUUUAGCUUUAAAAUAUUGGAUUGGCUUUGGAAGAAUUACAUUAGGUAGAAUGCACACAAUCACAAUCAAAAUUUUUAAAAAGCAAGCUAAAUAACAUUAAAAAAAAAAAAAAAGCCUGAGGCGUACAACGGAGCAGCAAUGUUGGGUCCCAGUGUCAAUUUCAAGAUACACUUGGAGACAACCGCCUGGAUUUUCCACUUCGGUUCUUUCGAGCUUAGUAAUACUGAUAAUAAAAGAAAACUAUGAUUUCCCCCCCCCUUUUUGGAAAAUAAACGUAAGACUAAACACGAGAAAAACUAACUUAUUGGAAGAAAAUCGGAGAAACAUUGUUGGUGUCAGUGCUUUGAGAGCUGGUUGACUGAGAUGCACGAACUUUUUAAUUUUUAAUAUUUUUUUAGGAAACUCUCGCAGUCCCUGCCCUCCACCCUACAAGUCUUUUCGCAGCCACUCUUUUCUAUGUUUCCCUCCCUUCCUGAGGUCAUUCCGGAAAUCU
Messenger RNA from Elephantulus edwardii (Cape elephant shrew), 1966 nucleotides. It is a transcript of the gene TFAP2B, whose product is annotated as transcription factor AP-2 beta (activating enhancer binding protein 2 beta). Gene Ontology annotation, biological process: regulation of cell population proliferation; anatomical structure development; regulation of transcription by RNA polymerase II. The coding region runs from base 23 to 1405 and encodes 460 amino acids. NCBI's taxonomy places the organism in Eukaryota, Metazoa, Chordata, Mammalia, Macroscelidea, Macroscelididae. Gene Ontology annotation, cellular component: nucleus. The record is from RefSeq and is a predicted model, not a curated record. Gene Ontology annotation, molecular function: DNA-binding transcription factor activity, RNA polymerase II-specific; RNA polymerase II transcription regulatory region sequence-specific DNA binding. The transcript is spliced from 7 exons.